AAUUCCUCUCUCUGCAUUUUAUAGUGUCAGAAUUUUAAAUGUAUUGAAGUUGGAAAUAACUUAACGCCUAGAAUACUGAGGAUAUUGUUAAAUGUGAUAGCCUUUUCUUUGAGGAAAUAUAGUCUGUGGUUCACGAAGACAACGAGAACAAUCCGUUUACCAAGACCCGGCACGUCGCGAGUAGCUCUGACACUAUACGUCAUAACACAGUUGGUUUAUCGUUUAGUUUUUUGUUUACAAUUAAAUCGUGUUUAUGUUAUCGUCAUUUGUUCGAAAAUCUGUGUAAAUUAAUCAGGACAUGGAUACGGGUAAUUAUGGGUGGACUUAUACCAGAGACUCAGCUGGGUGCGAUGCGGUUCACGUUAAAGAAGAAGUAGAUCACAGACCUUUAUCCCCAAUAGUGUACACAACUAGACUCGAACAACUAGACAUCUUCAGGAACAACACAAAACAUAAAAAAGCAAAAAAAAUAUAUGAAAUUGUCGCCCAACAGAGUAAGCCCGUAUUUAAUCCUCUCAAGCGCAAUACACUAGGCUGUCUUGGAAUAACACAUCAAAGAUUAAAAGAGAAGAUUCAUAUAAUCAAUUCAGAGGUGCAUUCGGGAAAAAGUACAAAAUUUCGUCGGUAUGAAUCCAAUAGUGAGAAACAAAUGUACGCUGAUGAAGAUUGUACCGGUAGUGACAGAUCAGCCAGUGACAGUAGCUUGCAGGAGAUAAAACUCUCGGAUACACCUAUAAAGCCCCAGCACCCCAUAAGCAACCCAAAUGGUAUCAUUAUUUAUGAUCAUCAACAAAAUGAAGCCGAAAAAUAUAGCUUCGAUAAAAAUUACCGCGUAACGGAUUAUAAGAAAGUCGAUGACAAUAUUACGGCCGCAUUCAAUGAUUCGCCAUUUCACAGAGUCUACUGUUGUUGCUGGUUCGAAAGAGAAAGAUUUCUAAAUGUAUCUUUUCCUCAAGAAACAGCGAAAGGCUUAAGAAAACCACACAAUUGCAGACCCGGUCAUUGCUUGUGUUGCUGCAAGAUAAACGAAACAGUAUCUACACCGCAACCUAUUAAUGACUUGGAGAAAACGUCACCAAGUACUUGGUUCAAGAAUUUAACAAACAAUGUUCCGUUAAGUUGUUUUGUAUCGGAUACCGACCAGGCACAAAACAAGAGUACGGCAUCGAAUAACCUUCUUGUCAAAUGCCUAACCGUACCUCCAAGCGCACCGAAAACGAGGAGUAACCAACCAAAAGAAAACGCAAUAUUUACAAAUCCAACGAAUCUUCAAUUUCCUGGUGAAUAUUAUCAGAUCGGCUUAAAUGGUGAAAUUGAAUUAUUAUAUAACAAAGAUAUUCAAGCAGCCAAAAUGGAUUUACACAAUGGUCCUAAUGCAUCUCAUAAUGAUCAAUUAAGAUCAGUUCAAACAAGACACAAGGAUAGUAAAAACAAAAAUCACAAACGAAAAGACAGAAAAUCAAAAAGUAAAAACAAAGCGUCGUCGAAGUCGAAGAAAAGCAAAACACCCACCAUUCAUAAAACACCCCUAAACAAGACAGAUGAGUUAUUCGACGUCCCGUCUUCAGCAGUUUUAUCAAAUUAUACGUUUGUUCCUUCCCAAAAUGGUGGUAAUACCGUAAAAUUGAGAAGGAUGAGUACUACAUCGCCACCGUCCACACCUGCAGCAUCAUCAAGCAGAGUAAAAAAUAAUGAAGUGCUAAGCGAAGCACAACCAAAUCCUAAAAAAGCUGAAAAGGAGGACUCUUACAAUAUGAACGCAAAUACCUUAAAUGAUCCUACAACCUCUGAUGUUACGCAGGGGUUCAAAAUUCCCAAAAAAAGGACUCGUUCAAAAUCAUUCGCAAAGGAAUCCUCUGCAAUCAAGAAACGACGUAAGUCUUGUCCGUCUUUGGAUGAGUGUUACGGCGAUUGUCCGAAUGCAUCCUCCAGCGCUCGUAAAUAUAAGGAAUAUAACCAAAAUUCAUCAAAUAUCUCAAGAGAAAAACAAGGAAAUAAUAAAAAACAACAACUACACGAAACAGCCAUAGACCAUAGACCAAGAACUAGGCAACGGACAAAAAGUUGUUGUAUACCAGAGACAAACAAAGAUUUAUUGGCUACCAACCCCAAAAAAAUACCGUCUAGUCCUAAAAGUUUAGUGGAUUCCUUGUAUUUUAGCAGCCAUGGAGAUGCGAAUUGUUCAAUUCAACAACAAUCCAAACCAAGACGGAAUAAUGUUUCCGUAGAUAAAAGUCAUAAUAGUAACGAAACUAUAAAUGAGGCUACCAAGCCUUUUCAAUCCAAAAUCAUACACAGAGAUCAAACAAAUAGCUUGCCUUCUUCAAGUGUUUUGCACAACGUCGUAUCAAAUCACAAAAAACGGCCUAACACUCGCAAAGUUGUUAAUCACGAGGAAGUACCAAAAAGCGCUUUACUUGGCGUAAAUAAUUGCACUUAUGUAGACGAAAACGCAAUUAACGAUGCAACUAUGCAUCACAAUUCUACGUUAAAAAAAGAGGAUAUAAAAAUCAGUACCAAAGGGCUUAAAAAUAAACCAUGUAUUACUCAUCAUCGUAAUUCUCGUUACAUAAAAAAAAGUAGCUACAAAAAUCUUAGGAAACAACGUUUGUCAAAUAAUAAAUCUUUAAUCAGAACCAGACGUAGGUCAAAUUCAACUGACUACAAGAAGAUUGGGAAGUUAAUUUAUGAUAAGAGAGCAAAUAUUAUCAAAUUAUCAGGCGAUGUUCUUUUAUUUAAAUUAGAAGAUGGAGCAAAGAAUUUAGGUAUCAAAUCAAUAAAAAAAAACAUGUCCCUAUUCUUACUCUGUGUUGACGAUUCUUUUGCUAAGACUAAUGACAUUCAAAGUAUAGAUGAGAUUCUUGAAGAGCCAUCUCGAAAUACAGAUAAAAUUCAAGAUUUAAACGAAGAUGACAAUGCGAUUGACCGAACAGAAGAUGCGCCGCAAGAUUCAAGUAACGCCGUUGGUUCCAAUACGCUAGAAAAACAUUCACCAAGUAAAAAUAUACUAAGGAAUAGCAUAUCCGAAGGAUCUCAUCCAUCUAAGCCAAUUAAAAGUGAAAUUAUAACGAAUGAUUCUAAUAGUAAUUCCAAUGUAAAAAAAAAUACCCUUAUUCAUAGUUUUUUGUUGGGGGAUUCUAUAGAUGAUACGGAUUCUCUUCAAAAUAUCUCACAUGAAAUUUCUAGUGCAGGUCUAUCACAAACACCCCCAAUAGGCCCCUCUCACGGAGAUUCUAAUCAUAAUCUGAAUGAUGAAUCAACCUCAGCCCAUAAUCAAAAAUCGAAUCCCAGCACAAACAGAAAUCCAUGUGAAAACAACAAAGAAUUAGCAAUGAAAAGUGAAGUGAAGAAUACUACUAAUAUUGAAACACAAAACGAGCUAAGGCUAAACACAGAUAAAAUUCAAGAUUUAAACGAAGAUGACAAUGUGAUUGACCUAACAGAAGAUGCACCGCAAGAUUCAAGUAACACCAUUUGUUCCAAUAAACUAAGAAAUAGCAUAUCCGAAGAAUCUCAUCCACCUACGCCAAUUAAAAAUGAAAAUACCACAAAUGAUUCUAAUAAUAAUUCUAGUGUAAGAUCCAUAACCUCUAUUCACAGUUUUCUGUUGGGGGAUUCUAUAGAUGAUACGGAUUCUCUUCAAAAUAUCUCACAUGAAAUUUCUAGUGCAGGUCUAUCACAAACACCCCCAAUAGGCCCCUCUCACGGAGAUUCUAAUCAUAAUCUGAAUGAUGUAUCAACCUCAGCCCAUAAUCAAAAUUCGAAUCCCAGCACAAACAGAAAUCCAUGUGAAAACAACAAAGAAUUAGCAAUGAAAAGUGAAGUGAAGAAUACUACUAAUAUUGAAACACAAAACGAGCUAAGGCUAAACACAGAUAAAAUUCAAGAUUUAAACGAAGAUGACAAUGUGAUUGACCUAACAGAAGAUGCACCGCAAGAUUCAAGUAACACCAUUUGUUCCAAUAAACUAAGAAAUAGCAUAUCCGAAGAAUCUCAUCCACCUAUGCCAAUUAAAAAUGAAAAUACCACGAAUGAUUCUAAUAAUAAUUCUAGUGUAAGAUCCAUAACCUCUAUUCACAGUUUUCUGUUGGGGGAUUCUAUAGAUGAUACGGAUUCUCUUCAAAAUAUCUCACAUGAAAUUUCUAGUGCAGGUCUAUCACAAACACCCCCAAUAGGCCCCUCUCACGGAGAUUGUAAUCAUAAUCUGAAUGAUGAAUUAAUCGCAGCCAAUCAUCAAAAAUCGAAUCCCAGCACAAACAGAAAUCCAUGUGAAAACAACAAAGAAUUAGCAAUGAAAAGUGAAGAUACUACUAAUAUUGAAACACAAAACGAGCUAACGCUAAAUACAGAUAAAAUUCAAUAUUUAAACGAAGGUGACAAUGUGAUUGACCUAACAGAAGAUGCACCGCAAGAUUCAAGUAACACCAUUUGUUCCAAUACACUAAGGAAUAGCAUAUCUGAAGAAUCUCAUCCACCUAUGCCAAUUAAAAAUGAAAAUACCACAAAUGAUUCUAAUAAUAAUUCUAGUGUAAGAUCCAUAACCUCUAUUCACAGUUUUCUGUUGGGGGAUUCUAUAGAUGAUACGGAUUCUCUUCAAAAUAUCUCACAUGAAAUUUCUAGUGCAGGUCUAUCACAAACACCCCCAAUAGGCCCCUCUCACGGAGAUUCUAAUCAUAAUCUGAAUGAUGUAUCAACCUCAGCCCAUAAUCAAAAAUCGAAUCCCAGCACAAACAGAAAUCCAUGUGAAAACAACAAAGAAUUAGCAAUGAAAAUUGAAGAUACUACUGAUAUUGAAACGGACGUACCUCCGAAGAACGGUUACCAUCGAACUCCUGACGUUAGGCUCACGGAUAAACAGAAACCGCCAGAUAUCACUUUGAAUGAUGAUAUUACUACUGAAAAUAACACUUCACAUGCUUCCACAAUGCAAGAUUUAUACGAUGAUAUAGUAGCAGUUGUUAACAAAGCGGCUCACACUGUAGGUGAGCAUAAAGUACAGUACUUAUUGCAUUUAAUUGAAUUUAGCUUUUUUAUAGCUGAUGAUAAUGCUGGCACUGCAACUUCCGAACAAAAUGAUAAUCAAAAACCUGAUUCGGUUGCAAACGAUGCCACUGUAAGUAAUAAACAAAAACCCAAAAAACCUGCUAAGUAUCGCUCUGUUAUGAUGUCAAGAUUAAUUGACAAAUUGAAAGAAUUCGAAGCAGACGAUGAUAAUAUAAAUAUUAAAAUCAAACAUGAGUCUUCUACUAACGCACCUGAUGAAACGCUGUCUAGUUCAGGUUCUGAAAAUGGUACUAACGUUAAAGGCUUGACCGCCGGCGCGUCAGAAAGCAGUACCUCUCAUUUAGUGUCUAAAAAUGGAACGAAUAACAGAACUUUGAACGGUAAUGUUAAAGGCAAUAUAAAUACAUUGAAGGAGGAUUCUCAGCAAACUGCUUCAAAAAAUUCUUUAAAACAAGAUGAGGCUGUAAAUAUAAUGAUUCAAAAUUGUAUUGACUGUAACAUUUCAGACGAGAGGGUCGAAAGAUUAAAAAUAUUGAGAAAUGUAUUGCAAAUUGAAGACGAGACUGACAUAGUCAUAAUUGAUUAAAUCAGACAUGAUAAUAGUAGCGUCAAAAGGCGUCUUGAAAAACUAGCUGUAGAAACCCAAAGAUAUUCUACUAGUCAAAACCCAGGAUACUUGUUUGUAUUCUGGGUGUCCACAAGUCUUUUCCCAGAUGAACUUUUUGACUUCAUCAGCAAGAUUGAUAUAUCCGUAUCCAUUGCCACCAACUCUCACUCUCAACGAAAAGCUCGCUAUCUUGGUUCUACGAGUAACGCAACCCUGAGGGGUUGCAGCCCGAGAAAAGAUCUAUGAGUUCGUGACAACUACAAUACAUCCUCGCAACGCAUCGGAACUGUAUGACGACAUCAAGUCUACUCAUCAAAUUAAUCAUACAACUGUAUUUAGUGGGGGCCUAUCACAGCCUCUUCAAGUAAGAUUUUGCUGCACCGUACAUUGCGUCGUCCGCCUUGAAAGGAGGUAAUAGGCACCCACUAUGAAUAAAAAAAACAUGCUUCCUAUAUGUAUGUAUGUUAAGUAUCCUAGCAUUUAUAUGUAUAUUUAAAUGAUGUUCUAUAAUGUAGCACUAUAUAAAAUCUGUAUAUUUUGACUUUUUGACAUACUUUCAUACUUAUGCUUAUCUCAAUCUUCAAUGCUAAUCCGGGGCUAUAAACAGUCGAUAAUCGAUUAAAAAGAAUAAUGAGCGGAAUCCCUUAGAUUCAACCUUUUUUAUCCUAUCUUUGUAUGUGGUUAUAUGUAGAUCAGAAGAGUAAUCGUAUUUUCAAAAUACUUAAGGGAAUAAACAUAAAAAAGUUGUCACUACUAUUUUAUCCAAAUCUAAUGACAUGGUAAGACGAUUUGUUAUUUAGCCGGUAAACCAAUAACUUAAUGGGCUAUACUUUUACUGGGCUAUCCAAUUGUAAACAGAUAAGUUAUUCAUGCAAAAAUAACCAGUAAUAUACAUUUUUUUGUCACUGUGUGACUUGACAUCGUGACAAGGUAAAAGGUAUAUGUAUAAAAAUUAUGUAAUAUUUUUAGGAAACUUAAAUUUACUUAAAGGGACACCCUGUCCCCCUGACUUCGGUUAUGCGUUGAUUUGUGGGACAUCCUGUAUAAGUGUUCGUGUAAAGACAGUUCAAUUCAUGGACCCUUGUUGUUGUUUAUGUUUUUUAUUUUAUGUUUAACUUUAAUGAACGAUGAUUAAGUUAAAUUUAUAGUACUUACGUUAGUAAAGUUCGCCGUUAUAUAAUUAUAUGAUUUAAUAAAUAACUUAUUGUUAAGUUAAUAAACAAAAAAAUGUUAUUUAUU
Molecule: messenger RNA, 6850 nt
Organism: Trichoplusia ni (cabbage looper)
Lineage: Eukaryota; Metazoa; Arthropoda; Insecta; Lepidoptera; Noctuidae
Exons: 4
Coding region: 299-5590 (1763 amino acids)
Source: RefSeq, a predicted model, not a curated record